Messenger RNA from Astyanax mexicanus (Mexican tetra), 5091 nucleotides. RefSeq names its product glucosamine (N-acetyl)-6-sulfatase a (gene gnsa). Gene Ontology annotation, molecular function: N-acetylglucosamine-6-sulfatase activity; glycosaminoglycan binding. Bases 171 to 1814 code for a protein of 547 amino acids. Gene Ontology annotation, biological process: glycosaminoglycan metabolic process. The record is from RefSeq and is a predicted model, not a curated record. NCBI's taxonomy places the organism in Eukaryota, Metazoa, Chordata, Actinopteri, Characiformes, Acestrorhamphidae. The transcript is spliced from 14 exons.
CUUGCGCAGCACAUGAGUGAGGAAAACAGUGAAGUGUGUGUGUUUGUGUGUGUGAGAGUGUGUUUAAGAAGGAGGAGAAGGGCUUUCUGAGCUCUGUUCCACUUUAACACACUAACACUUCUGCUUAGAGACCCCCCGGAGACCCGCAGGGUGCAGCCUAACCGCUGACCAUGAGUCAGGCUCGGGUAUAUCGGCGCUCAGCGGCGCUGCUGAGGCUGUGUUUAAUAAUGUGCGUCACUUUGCUGAGUAACUCUGCCGCUGAGGGGAACCUGAACCUGAACUGGUACCGCAAACCCAACAUAGUCCUGAUCCUCACUGAUGACCUGGACGUGUCCAUGGGCGGUAUGAUCCCCUUAAAUAAAACCAGAAAACUCAUCGGGGAGGCUGGAAUCACCUUUACUAACACGUUUGUAGCCAGUCCCCUGUGCUGCCCCAGCAGAGCUAGCAUACUCACAGGCAAAUAUCCUCACAAUCACCAUGUGAUCAAUAACACGCUGGAGGGAAACUGCAGCAGUGACGCCUGGCAGAAGACCCAGGAGCCUGAAACCUUCCCAGCUAUACUGCAGAAAUAUGGCUACUACCAGACCUUUUUUGCUGGGAAGUAUCUCAACGAGUAUGGUAACAAACAGGCUGGUGGAGUGGAGCAUGUUCCCCCAGGCUGGGACUACUGGUUUGCACUGGAAAGAAACUCUAAAUACUACAACUACACAUUGUCUGUGAAUGGCAAAGCACAGAGACAUGGACAGAACUACAGUGAGGACUACCUUACUGAUGUUUUGGCCAACGUCUCUAUAGACUUCCUUCAAUACAAGUCUAACUACAGACCGUUCUUCAUGAUGGUGUCUACACCGGCCCCUCACUCCCCCUGGACUGCUGCCCCUCAGUACGAGGGACAGUUUACCAAAGUCAAAGCUCCCAGAGAUCCUAACUUUAAUGUUCACGGCAAAGAUAAGCACUGGCUAGUCCGGCAAGCCAAAACUCCUAUGGCAAACUCUUCUGUGGAGUACCUAGACAAUGCUUACAGAAGGAGGUGGCGGACUCUCCUGUCUGUAGAUGAUCUGGUGGAAAAGGUGGUGAAGAAACUGGAGGUUCGAGGAGAGCUGGAGAACACCUACAUCAUUUUCACCUCAGACAAUGGCUACCAUACAGGCCAGUUUUCUAUGCCUCUGGAUAAGAGGCAGCUGUAUGAGUUUGAUAUCCGCGUUCCUCUGCUGGUACGAGGACCCGACAUCAAGCCCAACCAAACCAGCUCGUUACUCGUGGCUAAUAUAGAUUUGGGGCCAACUAUCGUGGACAUGGCUGGAUGGGACGUCAAUAAGACCAAGAUGGAUGGGAUGUCCUUUCUACCAAUUAUGACUGGGAAGGCAAACAGCAGCACAUGGAGGUCAGAUUUUCUGGUGGAGUAUGAGGGAGAGGGACACAACGUCUCAGACCCAGCCUGCCCUAUCCUCGGUCCAGGAGUCUCAGAGUGUUUCCCUGAUUGUGUGUGUGAGGACUCCUAUAACAACACUUACGCCUGCGUUCGCACCGUGUCUCCAGCUGCCAACCUCCAGUACUGCGAGUUUGAUGAUAAUGAGGUGUUUGUGGAGGUCUACAACCUAACAGCAGACCCCUUCCAGCUCACGAACAUUGCCAAGACCAUCGACCAGGAGGUCCUAGAGAAGAUGAACCAUCGCCUGAUGAUGCUGCAGUCAUGCUCAGGACAGUCCUGCAGAACUCCAGGAGUCUAUGACUCAAGGUUUAAGUUUGAUCCUCGUUUGAUGUUCGGCAGCCUCAGUCCACACAUCAGCAGACUGCGGCAGACGCUGAAGUAAAGAGCGAAGGACCCUAAAAGCCUGUCCUGCUGUUGCCUUUGUGUCCUGAUCAUUCCCUCGAGGACAAGCCAGUCUCUCCAAAGGAUAUGGUCACUAAACUUCAGGGGGUGUUGCCCCAUUUCAAACCACUUUCUGAGAGGGUUGCACUUUUCUGCACAGCAAGUGUCUCUCUUUCUUUCUGUCGUUUUCUCUCUCUUUAUUUCUUUCUCUCUCUUUCAUUUUGCAUUUUCGAGAUUAACAACCUAACCCAUAUUUUGGCCUCUGUAUGAGGUGGGGUUGGCAGGGAUAGGGGAGGUUUGGAUUGAUUUUAAAUUAUCAGUUUCAUUUUUUUUGUUUUGUUUUGUUUUUAUUUAUUUACGUGUUUUAACAUGAAAGGUCACUUGAUAGUUGGGAUUUGUUGCAUUGUCUGGGCAGAUACAUAUUGAUUCAUUCUCUAAUCUUCAUUUCUAACUAUUUGUGUUUAGUCAAUACAAAGUUUGUAGGCCAUAUAUUUUUACCAUUUUCAACAUGUUUGAUGCUGCACAUAUGGAAGAUAUGCUUAAGAUUUUGAUGUUGGAGGUAAAAGCCAAAGUUUAAAUGACUGUUUUAGCUCCAUUAUUUUCAAUGAUCAUUGGAUAUACAGUCUUACGAUCAGGGUUCCCAAAAGAACCGUUAUUUUUAUGAGAUGGAUGAUAUAUAGAUAAUGUUGAUCCUCUGAGAUCUAAUUCUGUAAUUAUUGAUAGACUACCGGUAUUAACUUUUAAAUUGAAGGUGCCACUUAGGCUUUUUGGGAUGAUGCCAUAGAACAGUGUUUUGUCACCCAGCUCUUCUAUGCUCCAAACACACCUGAUUGAAAAAAUAAUUGGCUCUGUAAAAACUUUGGGGGUGUAUUCAAGCAGGUAAUUCACUGAACUUUGCAGGACCAGGGUUGAGAAACACUGCAAAAGAACCAAUUCUGUUUUGGGAGAAAAGCAAGAACUAAUGUAAUGGUUUGCCUGAGAGUCUUUACUUUAUUUAGAAACCUUAAUUGCUUAAACAACUAAUUUACCAGAGAUGUUUCAAUAAAGAUCCAACCAUUUCAAACCCUGAUCCUGUAGAACUAAGCCCUGCCCUCGUGGUUCUGCUCCAACACAACACUGUCAGAUCAGCAAGGACCUGUUUUUAGCCUAUUUGCUGAAUUAGGUGUGUUUAGAACUGGUGCUAAUUCAACCGCAUGCAAUGCAGAUUUAAUUGUUUUCUCAGCUCUAGAGUACGGAACCAAAACUGUUUUAUUACAAAUGAUCUCAGUGCUGGUCUUGGUGUAGCACUGCCCUACAGGCCUUAGAGUUUCCCCUAAUCCAAACACACCUGAUUUGACUAGUGAACUAAAUAGUGAACCCUUGCUGGAAAAAAAAUCUGGGUGCGUAACAGAAAGAAUUAUGAAACGCUGUUCUAUGGCAUUGUGUGAAAAGCCCUUUAAGAGGAAUACAAGAAUUCUCAAAAGGUCUUACCCUGAUUCCACCUGUUUAAACCUCACUGGCCCUUUGCAUAUGAUAUUGGACACUCUUGCACUAAUUGCAUAUUCAUUUAAGGCAGACAUUUUCAAUCCUGGUGUUGAAGGCACCCUGCCCUGCAAAUAUUUAUGCUUUUCCUGCUCCCCCAUCACACCUGAUUCAACUAAUCGACUCAUUAACAAGCCCUUUCAGAGUUGAACAGGUUGUGUUAAAGCAGGGAAACCCUUAAAUUGUGCAGAGCCAUGAAGUCUACAUCAGUAGAGUGACCCUCAAAUCUUUAGAAUGUAGGCUGCAUUUUUCAGCUGUAAUAUGAAGUAUCCUUCAGUUUGGAACAGCCUUCUGUUUUGUAGCAGCUGAGAAAUGCAGCCUUGAUUUCUUGAUCUACUGUAACAUGCCUACUUUUAACCAGUCGCUACAGUGUCACUUCUCAAAUAGAGCUGGCGGAGGUUUAUGAAUGAUAUCAAACCCUUUAGUUCAGCUGUGAACGACCCCAAGGUGAAACAUUACAGUACCGUAUUUUUCGCACUAUAAUUCACACCAGAUUAUAAGGCACACUAUCAAUAAACACUUUUUUUUAUACACAAGGCACACCGGACUAUAAGACGUACUUUAAAUGGCACCUAAAAUGGCGCAAAAACAUUUUCAGACAAGUCAAACCAGUGCUGGAUGUUAAUCUAUAUCGAUUUUUCUAAAAGCUUAGAUUUUAAGAUUUCUGCUAAGGCUGGAGCAUUAGCAUUUGCGGCUAGCCGCUAAUGCCGCCUAACUGCUGCCUGACAGCGCCACACUGAGGAACUCUAAGUGUUCUGGUAAACCAGGGCGAUAUUAGCUAAUGGUUCGUCGCACAUAGAAUAGCUUGUUUUAAAACGGUAAACACACAGGCUACAGGCUGAUAAUACUCACUUUUCAAUGGCAAAAUGGCUAGCACAGUUAGCGAGUAAUGCUAACACUGCUCCAGCAGUCUUAGCCGGGGUAAGCAGCAAGCUACAGGCUGAUAAUACUCACCUCUGAACUGACAAAAAAAUAAACAGACAAACGCUUAACAGAUAAUGCUAAUACUGCUAGAGAACUAAACUGAAACUCGUGUAUAACGCUGCACUUAAGCAGAGUGGCUUUACUGCUCCUUACAACCUGACCAGUAAAAUGCAUACACAAGGCGCACUUGAUUAAAAGGCGAACUGAUGAUUUUUGGGAAAAUUUAAGUAUUUAGUGCACCUUUAUAGUGCUAAAAAUAUGGUAAAACGCUUGGCCAUAAACAAGCCAAGGUGUUCACCAUCUCAUCUCACUACCUACCUAUGAACCAAUGUGAAUUACUCUCGACUCUCUUUUUUAUGAAUAAGAAAUGACUAUUUUACUAUGAGGGAAAUGAAGGGGAUAUGUAAAGCUGAGUUGCUUUAAUCAUUAAAGUUGUUAGCAACAGUAUUUUCAAUAAAUGAGGGAAACAUUUCCACUUUGGACUAUUAUAAUAAAUAUUGGAAGCCCAGUGUAGCCUAUUGAUGCUGUAUUUUUCACAUUACAGCAUCAACCUAUACUUGUUUAAAAGAAGGGUGUAACUGAUUUUUUUUUGUUGCCUUUAGUUUGUGUAGGAAUUCUUUGUUACAGCUGCCUAUACAUAAAAAUAACCAACAACAAAAAAUGUUCCUGAAACACUUCUUUCACUGAGGCACUUUUCAGGUCCGUGAUAAUAGCUAUCAGUGUUUUGUUUUGCACAUAAUUCUAGCAUUUCUUCGUGUGAUUGAGAGUUUCUUUUUUCCUGUAGUUUAUGUAUGCAAGUAUUGAGUUUAAUCAAUAAAACCAAUGUGAACUUA